Colletotrichum costaricense is the source of this 1710-nucleotide messenger RNA. RefSeq lists its product as uncharacterized. The transcript has 2 exons. Lineage: Eukaryota; Fungi; Ascomycota; Sordariomycetes; Glomerellales; Glomerellaceae. The record is from RefSeq and is a predicted model, not a curated record. The coding region runs from base 1 to 1710 and encodes 569 amino acids.
AUGACUUUCACUCUCUCGUGGCGCCAAGCCGCCUUGGCAGCGUUGCUGUUCAACGCCGCCGUAACGGCCAACUACGAUACCCGACGAAAUAAUGAAGCCUCGGAAGAUACAAAGCGGGCUUUGAAUGUUGCCUCCGUAAAGGCUCGAGGCCUGAAUGUCAGAAACUUUGUACAGAAGUUGGACGUCGAUAGUGUAUUGUCUGCUCUUGGCAGUAAUAAUAAGGCACAGGGCGAUGGGACUCCGGAUGUAGCUCCUCUUGCUGCUGAUGGGGCUGUUCCUGCUGUCCCUCAAGCCCAACCGGCAGCACCACCGGCACCGGCUGCGGGAGAGGCACCUCCUCCUCCUCCCCCGGCAAAUGGAGCAGCACCUCCUCCUCCUCCUGUGAACGGUGCACCUCCGCCGCCUCCAGAUCCAAACGCUGCUCCUCCCCCUCCUCCGCCUAACGGUGCUCCUCCACCACCGCCUGACCCAAACGCGGCUCCUCCGCCUCCGCCUCCCGCGAAUGGCGCUCCUCCACCUCCUCCUCCGGCUAACGGUGCUCCCCCGCCACCACCACCUAACGGAGCACCGCCGCCGCCGCCUCCCGAUCCAAAUGCUGCUCCUCCAGACCCGAACGCGCCUCCUCCACCACCUCCUGAUGAAGCGCCGCCGCCGCCUGAUCCAAACGCAGAGCCACCACCACCUCCUCCAGAGGGAGGGCCGGCUCCUGACCCGAAUGCCCCUCCCCCGCCACCCCCUGAUGGAGGUCCAGCUCCCGAUCCCAAUGCUCCUCCACCACCACCUCCAGACGGCGAGGCACCUCCCCCUCCUCCUGAUGAUGGGCCUCCACCACCACCCCCCGAUGGCGGACCGGCUCCCGACCCCAACACUCCUCCACCGCCGCCUGAUGCCGAGGGGGCACCACCACCGCCGCCGGAGGCUGCUCCCGCUGUAGCUGGUGAGCCUCUUGCGCCAUUGGCCGUAGGGGCUCCUCCUCAACCUGCUGCAGCUCAACCUCCUCCUCCUCCCGCUCUCGCAGGAAAUGGAACUGACCCUGCCGGCAAGAAAGGAAAGAAGGGCAAGGGUAAGGAUGACGCCGGCAAGAAAGCAAGGGACGACGCAAAGAAGGCAAGAGAUGAAGCCAAGAAGAAGGCUGAGGGACAACUAGCAGGUGCUGCUGGCCCCGGCCAGGCCGCCGCCAACGGAACAGCACCUGCGCCUCCGGGCAAGAAGGGAAAGAAAGGCAAGGACGCCAAGGGCAAAGACGCAAAGAAGCUGAAGGAUGGAAAGGGCAAGGGGGCGAUUCCCGGCGCCGCAGGUAACGGCACCGAAGCCGUUGGACCAGAUGGAAAAGCCAAGAAGGCCAAGAAGGACAAGAAGGCUAAGGGCAAAGCCGCACUUCUUCCAGGAGCGGCCGUGAACGGCACGGCGCCAGCAGGUCCAGAUGGCAAAGCCAAGGGCAAAGGCAAAGACGAUGACCCCGAGGCGAAGAAGAAGGCCAAGGACAACGGUCCUGAGGGCGCCGCUGGGCCUGCUGAGGAAGCUGCAGGUGGACCUGAAGGCAAAGGCAAAGGAAAAGGUGACGACCCCGAGGCUAAGAAGGCAAAGGAAGCGGCUGCUGGGGGAGAGGGAGCAGCAGCCGCAGGGAAAUCGGCGGGAGCGGCAUUUGAAAGACGUCGACGAGCGAGCUUCGUGAAGCGGCGAAACCUCAUGUCCAAUUUCGGCUGGUGA